This is a messenger RNA of Octopus sinensis (East Asian common octopus), 441 nucleotides long. RefSeq names its product protein ZBED8-like. The record is from RefSeq and is a predicted model, not a curated record. Lineage: Eukaryota; Metazoa; Mollusca; Cephalopoda; Octopoda; Octopodidae. Bases 1 to 441 code for a protein of 146 amino acids. The transcript has a single exon.
AUGCGACUCUCACGCCUGGAACACCACCUGAGAACAACACAUCCUGCUCUUGCAGACAAGCCCAAGGCGUUCUUUGAAACAAAAAGACAUUCCUUGAAGCAAGCUAAGUUGGACGGUAGUGGAGGUUUUCGGCAACAAACUUCAAUGGUUGUUGAGGCUGCCUAUGAGAUUUCAUUGUUGAUUGCAAGGACCAUGAAGAACCAUAGCGUCGGAGAGUCUCUCAUAAAACCAAGCCUACUCCGUGCAGCAGAACUCGUUCUGGGGAAAUAUAGUACAUACAAGCUUUCCCAGAUUUCACUAUCAAACGAUAGAGUCAAUAGAAGGAUCGACGACUUCAAAGAUCAUGAUGAGUACACUGUGCUUCGUAUAUUUUACCCAAGUGUCACUUCGACGGCAGGCACUGAUCCCUCAUUCAGUAAUGAUAAUAAUACUCGUAAUUGA